AUGAAUAAAAAGUUUAACUUGAUUUUUCAAAAAUAUUUUGAGUAUUGUUUAAUUUUAAAAAGUAGGAUUUCACAUUCGUACUCUGAUGUGACUGACUUGAAUAGAAAAGGCAUAUUGUUCAAAUAUCUAAUAAAUUUUUAAAUGAUUCUAAAAAGACUUUAUAAAGGCCAAUCCAGGUUAAGACUAUUACAUAGUUAAUGA
Paramecium pentaurelia is the source of this 201-nucleotide messenger RNA. The record is from the annotation of a GenBank genome assembly. NCBI's taxonomy places the organism in Eukaryota, Ciliophora, Oligohymenophorea, Peniculida, Parameciidae.